AGAAGAAGAAGAGAGAGAGAGAGGAAACAGCUGUUUUCCGGCGAAUCAUUUACCUUUUCAAGGCAUCGAUCGGUGCCGAUUCUGUAGCCGGCGGCGAAGUUUUUGAUCCUGUCUAGAGAGAAAAAAACUCGCAAAUCUGUGCAUAUACUGAUAUCCAUACGGCGCUGUUCUUCGCUGAAGUAACCGGACCUUGUUUUCAUUGAGUUAGCUUACUUGUUCUAAGCUUGAUUAUAUCUGGUAUCUUGAUGAAGAUGCCAGAUUCUCCAGCUGAAGAGUUAGGACUACACAAUUCAGAUGAAAGUGAAUCAGUAAGAUUGGUUAUAUCAAAGAAUGUGCCUGAAGCUGAUUUAUCGGGACAUGAAGCUCAUGUAAAUAAUAGGUGGAACAAUUGGUGGUUCAAGGCCUUCUUUUGGGGUUUCGCUGCCAUUCUCAUUCUACUCGUUUCAAUACAAUGGGUUGUUCCGUUUCUAUUCGAGAAGGUUCUUCUUCCGAUUAUGCAAUGGGAAGCAACUGCCUUUGGCCGUCCAGUUCUAGCAAUCAUCCUUAUCGCUUCUUUAGCAUUAUUUCCUGUUUUGUUAAUUCCUUCUGGACCUUCCAUGUGGUUAGCUGGAAUGAUCUUUGGGUAUGGUCUAGGUUUUGUUAUUAUUAUGGUCGGAACAACCAUUGGCAUGAUACUUCCAUUUUUGAUUGGGCUACUUUUCCGAGACCAAAUUCACCAAUGGUUGAAGAGAUGGUCUCAGAUGGCUGAAAUGGUUAGACUGGCUGGAGAAGGGAGCUGGUUUCAUCAAUUCCGUGUAGUUGCUAUAUUUAGGGUUUCACCUUUUCCAUAUACGAUAUUCAAUUACGCGGUUGUGGUGACAAACAUGAACUUUUGGCCUUAUUUAUUCGGAUCAGUAGCUGGAAUGGUGCCAGAAGCUUUCAUUUACAUCUACAGUGGUAGGUUAAUAAGAACAUUUGCAGAUGUGAAAUAUGGAAACCGAAGGCUGACUCCGGUUGAGAUUGUAUACAACGUGAUCUCCCUCGUGAUAACCAUUGUAACGAUAGUUGGUUUUAGCGUUUAUGCAAAGAGGACUUUAAAUGAGCUAAAGAAUGAAGAAGUAGUAGUACAUGAAUCUGAAACUUGUUCAUCUGAUAAAGGAAGCCAUUUUGAGAUUGAGAAACUUCCACUUUAAACAUAUAUGGAUUUCCCCUAUUAUGUAGGCUAUUGAUUGGUUCUUUUUUCCU
Molecule: messenger RNA, 1224 nt
Organism: Impatiens glandulifera
Lineage: Eukaryota; Viridiplantae; Streptophyta; Magnoliopsida; Ericales; Balsaminaceae
Exons: 5
Coding region: 246-1172 (308 amino acids)
Source: RefSeq, a predicted model, not a curated record